AUGAAGGUGGGAGCUUGUCUAGGUGUCUCGAUUUAUAAGAAAUUUGACUUCAGGGCGCCGAAUGGAUACAUAAGACCAAUAGGAUUAGAUUUGAAUCCAUAUUAUGCAGUUAAUAGCUAUUAUAAUACGCUAGCGUCAUCAAUAACAUCGAUUCUGUCGUUUAAUUUUAAACUAGUUAAUCUUUGUUUGAUUGGAAUAUUUUUAUUGACGAAUUUCGUGAUAUGGGUUGUGUUUGGGAGAUUGACGAGUAAUGAGAUACGAAACUUGAAGGACAAGAUCAGUUAUACUGCAUGGGAAUUUUGUUUUGGAUUUUUGAUAUUUUACUAUAGCACCAUCAGGAACGAUGAUAAAGCCACCAACGAUUUACUGGUGAGACACGAGCUAUUAAAGUAUGGCGGAUUGUUCUUGUGUGUUUUCUUGUUGAAAUGCUUUCAUUAUUUGAGUAUUGGCCGUGUUUAUAUGACCGCCAGUGACGUGCAUGAUGCAUCAACAUUGAAAUUCCAAUACUUAAGGUUCUCUAUCGGAUUAGCAGUAUUGAAUUUGGUUGAUGUCAUGUUAAUAAACAAAUACUUCCAGGAAGUGAUAUCGAGUUAUUCUGGAAAUUCGAAAGUAUCCUUUAAGGAUAAUAUAUUAAUUACAAUUUUUGGGUUUGAAAUCUUGCACAUAUUCCCUUUAAUCAUAUUGACAACGAUCAAAUAUGGAUUAAACUGUUUCGAGCUUUUCAAAUUUGGAUCAUUGGAUAGUUCCAACUUUGAGUCAUCAAACACAGAAUCCAUUAAAUGGAAUGAUACAAAGUUGAAAGUUAUAUACACCUGCGAGUUUCUAGUAAAUUUGAUAAGAUUUGGAAUUGGUUGCAUUUUCUCGAUACUAUUUAUGUAUUUCUAUACAUUUCCAUUUCACAUCUUACCGUCAUCUUACUUGAGUUUAAGGCUUUUGGUCUUGAAAGCACGGUGCUUGCUCAAUUUCAAAAUGAAGAACUUUCAAAUGCAAAAAUUAGGUACGCCCCACAAAAUGGGAAGUUACGAGAAGUGUAUAAUAUGCUUUGAUGAUUUAUCAAAUGAUUUUCUUGAUGAAGUGAGGAUACUUAAAAACUGUUCUCAUCAAUUUCACUAUAGUUGUUUGAAGAAGUGGGUUGACUAUUCGGACUCAUGCCCCAUAUGUCGUGGGAAGUUAUAA
Messenger RNA from Debaryomyces fabryi, 1176 nucleotides. RefSeq lists its product as uncharacterized. Bases 1 to 1176 code for a protein of 391 amino acids. NCBI's taxonomy places the organism in Eukaryota, Fungi, Ascomycota, Pichiomycetes, Serinales, Debaryomycetaceae. The record is from RefSeq and is a predicted model, not a curated record. The transcript has a single exon.